AUGGUAUCUCUUGGCCCAAGCAAGUUCUACGGCAACAGCCUCCCCCGCCCUCGCAUUUACAACGACGUCAAGUUCAACGACCACCGUGUGGACCCACCCACUCCCGUCAACGAUCCGUUAAUGUCUUGGGCCGAAGAAGCCCACUGGUCCAUGGGUGGCCUCAGCUUCAAGCGCCUCCGCCUCCAGGGCAAAAUCGAGGGAAACGUCCAAAACCUCCGCUCCCAGCGCGAGAAGGCCCAGUCCCAAAGCCCAACCUUCCCGGUCCACUCCAGAUCGAAAAGAGAAGCUUCUCCUUCGCCCCCACCGGCUCCGUUUGUGGUGAAACGUCGAAGGUACAUGGAUCUGCUCGAGGAGGAAGCUGGUCAAGGUCGGAAGAAUCGGUUAGUGAAGAAGCUUGGUGAUGAUUUUGAUAGGGUGGCUUCUUCGGAAAGCGAGGGUUCUGAUACGGUGUCGUUGAAGACUCGGAGUCGGAGGUUGGUUAAGGGUGGUGAAACUGUGCAGAAGGCGGUGGUUGAAGAGGCGGAGAUAUCAAAUCCCAAAGCAAAGAAUAGUGGCAGUGAAGGUGAGACGAGUCCUAGGGUUAGAACUUCACCCAGAUUUGCCAAGCGUGUGUCCAAUUAG
Messenger RNA from Sphenostylis stenocarpa, 621 nucleotides. Lineage: Eukaryota; Viridiplantae; Streptophyta; Magnoliopsida; Fabales; Fabaceae. The record is from the annotation of a GenBank genome assembly.